Molecule: messenger RNA, 1488 nt
Organism: Saccharomyces mikatae IFO 1815
Lineage: Eukaryota; Fungi; Ascomycota; Saccharomycetes; Saccharomycetales; Saccharomycetaceae
Gene: GLO3
Product: ADP-ribosylation factor GTPase-activating protein
Exons: 1
Coding region: 1-1488 (495 amino acids)
Biological process (GO): COPI coating of Golgi vesicle
Molecular function (GO): GTPase activator activity
Source: RefSeq, a predicted model, not a curated record
AUGAGUAACGAUGACGGAGAAACUUUUGCCACGGAGCAAACGACUCAACAAGUUUUUCAGAAGUUAGGUAGUAACAUGGAGAACCGAGUUUGUUUUGAUUGUGGAAACAAAAACCCCACUUGGACUUCAGUACCAUUUGGUGUGAUGUUGUGUAUCCAAUGUUCUGCUGUGCAUAGAAAUAUGGGUGUUCACAUCACUUUUGUAAAAUCUUCUACAUUAGAUAAGUGGACAAUCAAUAAUCUAAGAAGAUUUAAGUUGGGAGGGAACCAUAAUGCUCGUGAUUUUUUCUUAAAGAACAAUGGGAAACAGCUAUUGAAUACUGCAAAUGUUGAUGCCAAAGCCAAAUACAUGAGUCCCGUGGCCAAGAAAUAUAAGAUAUACCUUGACAAGAGGGUUAAAAAAGAUAUGGAGUUAUAUCCAUCAGAAUUGGUCUUGAACAGUCAAGAUUCCGCAGACUCACCAUUGGAUACAGAUUCUGAUACUUCCAGGUCCAAUUCCAAAGAAAAUAGUGUCGAUGAUUUCUUUUCCAAUUGGCAAAAACCAAACUCGAAUUCCAAUUCUAGCUCCAAGAUCAAUGUAAGUACAGGUUCUCAGGCUUCCAACAUCAACACCUCAACCAACAUUCCUAAGACCACGGCGACUAAGGCAAGAAGCUCCAUCUUAACGGCAAGCAGAAAGAAACCGGUAUUAAACUCUCAAGAUAAAAAGAAACAUUCAAUUCUAUCAUCGUCAAGAAAGCCCACUAGAUUAACAGCUAAGAAAGUUGAUAAGUCACAAGCAGAAGACUUAUUUGACCAAUUUGAAAAAGAUGCUCAACAAGAAAAGGAGGACGAGUUCGCUAAUACAUCUACCAGCACCAAAGUGAGACAAAACGAUUACGACUCCCAAUUUAUGAACAACAGCAAAGGCAGCAAUAAUAACAGUAUAGAUGAUAUUAAUACACAACCCGAUGAAUUCAGUGAUUUUUUGAAUGACACUUCCAGCAACUUCGAUACAAAUAGAAAUGUGCAAAAUGAUACUUUAACACCAAAAUUUGCCAAAUUGGGAUUCGGUAUGACCAUGAAUGAUGCCAAUGAUAUAGCUAAAAAACAAAAGGAAUCUCAAAAAAUAGCCCAGGGACCGAAAUAUACGGGAAGAAUUGCAGAAAGAUACGGUACUCAAAAGGCUAUAUCAUCCGAUCAGCUUUUCGGUCGCGGUUCGUUUGAUGAAGCGGCAAAUAGGGAGGCACAUGACAAGUUAAAAACUUUCGACAAUGCUACAUCAAUUUCCUCCUCAUCAUAUUUUGGAGAAGAUAAAGAAGUAGACGAAUUUGGUAACCCUAUCAAUGGUAGUGAAAACGGGAUGGGGAACUUCGAUGGUCGCAACUCAAACAGUGGUUUCAUUGAUUUUAAUGCUACUGCGGAUGAUGAACUACAAAUGUUGCGAGACGUUGUGGAGCAAGGUGCUGAAAAACUUGGUAGUUAUUUAAGAGAUUACUUAAGAAAAUGA